AUGAACAAAACUGUUUUAUUCGACGGCGUCGAUGACGCGAUACGGUCAAAGCUUUCCCUGAUGCCAGACGAAGAGAAAAAGGCAGAAUUUAAGACGGCCGUUGUUCCGGGCACCAGCGAACCGCUGUUCAACCAGAAUUUUACGUUUGAAGUACUGCCUGAAGAUUAUCACAAGCGAUUGAUCAUAUCCGUUUGGCACCGAGAUCCUGUGUCUCGGAAGAGUUCGCUGAUGGGCUGCAUGGCGUUCACUGUCAAAAGCGUACUUGACGAAAAGGUAAUCUUUAACAACUACCAAAACUAG
Messenger RNA from Soboliphyme baturini, 300 nucleotides. NCBI's taxonomy places the organism in Eukaryota, Metazoa, Nematoda, Enoplea, Dioctophymatida, Soboliphymatidae. The record is from the annotation of a GenBank genome assembly.